AUGAGUAACGCCUCUGAGCUCCCAGGCACAGAUGUCCCCCUGGCAUCAGCAACCUGGCCACAGGUCAGCCUCUCACUGGCCACACCCACCAUGCCCGGAGGGUCACAGACAGACCGUAUGGGGAACAGCUCCCAGGAGACCCCCAAGCUCUUCCUUACCACCUCACUGGCCCGGGGCAUCUCAGGCAUCUUUGUCUGGGCUGCACUUCUACUAACCUGCCACCAGAUCUACCUGCACCUGCGUUCCUACACAGUCCCCAACGAGCAGCGUUACAUCAUCCGCCUGCUCUUCAUUGUCCCCAUCUAUGCUUUCGACUCCUGGGUCAGCCUGCUCCUGCUGGGGGACCACCAGUAUUACAUCUACUUCGACUCUGUGCGGGACUGCUAUGAAGCCUUCGUCAUCUACAGCUUCCUGAGCCUCUGUUUCCAGUACCUGGGCGGGGAGAGUGGCAUCAUGGCUGAGAUUCGGGGGAAGCCCAUCCAGUCCAGCUGCUUCUAUGGCACCUGCUGUCUGCGGGGUAUGUCCUACUCCAUCGGCUUCUUGCGUUUCUGCAAACAGGCUACCCUGCAGUUCUGCAUCGUGAAGCCCGCCAUGUCUGCCCUCACCAUUGUCCUGCAGGCGUACGGCAAAUACCACGAUGGGGACUUCAACAUCCACAGUGGCUACCUGUACAUCUCGUUGAUCUACAACCUGUCCGUCAGCCUGGCCCUGUACGCCCUCUUCCUCUUCUACUUUGCUACCCGAGAGCUGCUGCGUCCCUUCGAGCCCAUCCUCAAGUUCCUAACCAUCAAGUCCAUCAUCUUCCUUUCCUUCUGGCAGGGGCUGCUGCUGGCUAUCCUGGAGAAGUGUGAGGUCAUCCCCAAGGUGCAGGUCAUUGAUGGGAGCCUGGUAAGUGCAGGCACGCUGGCCGCCGGUUACCAGAACUUCAUCAUCUGUAUUGAAAUGCUCUUCGCCUCCAUCGCCCUGCGCUAUGCCUUCACCUGCCAGGUGUAUGCGGAGAAGAAGGAGAACUCACCAGCUCCCCCAGCCCCCAUGCUGAGCAUCUCCAGCGGCCUCAAGGAGACCAUGAGCCCCCAGGACAUUGUGCAGGAUGCCAUCCACAACUUCUCACCUGCUUACCAACAGUACACGCAGCAGGCCACGCAUGAGACCCCGGGACCUGACCCCCACACCAGCCCGGCUGGUGGGGGCAACAGGAAUCACAGUGUGGAGAAGAAGAUGCUGAUCACCGCCAAUGAGCUCUAG
Chrysochloris asiatica (Cape golden mole) is the source of this 1245-nucleotide messenger RNA. RefSeq names its product transmembrane protein 184A (gene TMEM184A). Gene Ontology annotation, cellular component: early endosome membrane. Gene Ontology annotation, biological process: transport. The coding region runs from base 1 to 1245 and encodes 414 amino acids. The record is from RefSeq and is a predicted model, not a curated record. Gene Ontology annotation, molecular function: transporter activity. Lineage: Eukaryota; Metazoa; Chordata; Mammalia; Afrosoricida; Chrysochloridae. The transcript is spliced from 8 exons.